Messenger RNA from Sinocyclocheilus grahami, 4986 nucleotides. RefSeq names its product unconventional myosin-XVB-like. The record is from RefSeq and is a predicted model, not a curated record. Gene Ontology annotation, molecular function: cytoskeletal motor activity; ATP binding; protein binding. Gene Ontology annotation, cellular component: myosin complex; cytoskeleton. NCBI's taxonomy places the organism in Eukaryota, Metazoa, Chordata, Actinopteri, Cypriniformes, Cyprinidae. The transcript is spliced from 41 exons. The coding region runs from base 1 to 4986 and encodes 1661 amino acids.
AUGCUGCUGUCCAUCAACCCCUUCAAGCCUCUCAGCAUCUACACUGAGGAUCUGAGAGAGCAGUACCAGGGUAAAGAAAAGCACAGUAAUCCACCUGGACAAAGUGGAUCAGGCAAGACAGAGGCUGCAAAGCUCGUUGUCCAUUACCUGAGUUCUAUGUAUCAGGGCAGAAAUGAUAAAUUACGCCAGCCAAUGGAUGUUUUACCAGUUCUUGAGAGCUUUGGUAAUGCAAAGACCAUACUGAACAACAACUCCAGCCGAUUUGGAAAGUACCUACACAUCCACAUACGCCAUGGUGUUGUUGUUGGGACGUCUUUGUCAAAAUAUCUCCUUGAGAAAUCAAGAAUCGUCUUCCAGGCUAAGGAGGAGAGAAACUACCAUGUGUUUUAUGAACUGUUGGCCGGGAUGAAUGAGUGGGACAAGCAGGAUCUUUACCUGCAAGGAGCUGAAACGUACUUCUACCUCAACCAGGGCAGGGCUUGUGACCUACAAGGGAAGCAUGACAAGCAAGACUUCCUGCUUUUGGUCCACUGCCUGGAGACUAUUGGUUUACAUGCUGAUCAACUUGCAACCAUUUGGGCCAUUCUGUCAUCGAUCCUGCAGCUGGGCAACAUUUGCUUCAGCUCCUAUGAGGAAACAACUUAUGAUAGGAUCUACUGCCCUCUAUCCGUGGAAAGUGCCAUUGAAUCCAGGCUACAGACCACACGUUCUUGCAGAAAUGUCACUAUCACCAUGGCAACAGUCCCUACUACACCAAGCCCAAAAUUCCUCUGCCAGUGUUCACAAUAUAUCACUAUGCAGGGGCUGUCACGUACCAGGCAAGUGCACAACUUUCUAAAUAAAAAUCAUGACCAGUUUCGCCCAGAAGUAUUAGAGCUUUUUGCCCGCAGUCGUUUACAGAUAGUGUCGGGUCUCUUCCGGAAGGUUCAAGAGCGUUACGUCCAACAGAAAGAGCUGGGAAGAGCAAGAGGUUACCGGAACCAGAUGUCAACUGUAGCUGCUCAUUUCCAGCAGUCACUUAUAGAGCUCACCACUCGUUUGGAGAGGUGUAAAACUACAUUUAUACGAUGCUUUAAGCCAAACUAUGUUAAGCUUCCAGGCAUAUUUGAUGUAGACUACAUAACCACACAGCUAAGGCAUGGAGGGAUACUGGAGACCAUUCACAUACGAAAAGAAGGAUUUCCAAUUCGCAUCCCUUUCGCUCUGUUCAUGGAGAGAUAUGGUGUAUUAUUGGCCCAGAGACCUGCACACCAGUCUUGUAAAGAGCAAGUAGUGACUUUACUGGAGACUAUAGGAGCAGAGGAAGGCCAUUACCAACUAGGACUCACUAAAGUGUUUAUGAAGGAGAGUCUGUACCAGCGGGUGGAGGAGAAAUGGAGCAGCACUCAAACAUGGGCGGCAGUCACCAUCCAGAGGAACAUUCGCGGCUUCAUCUGCCGAAGAAACUUUCGUUUCUUUAAACAGAAGGCUAUCGUCAUCCAGUCCCACAUCAGGGGCCACCAGGCCCGGAAGUACUACAAGAAAUUGAAGCAGUCCUUCACUCAGUUUUGGGCAGCUAUGAUGAUCACCAGAAACACCAUCAAGAAACGUCAUUGGAAGGAUGUGGGAAUAUUGGAGAUCCCGGCAGAACUGUCGGCCCGAUUACGCAGUGCAGCAGGACGUCCUCAAGGAUCAGGAGUAACAGAAGUAGCUCUGCCGCAGGUCAAAGCAGACCACAACCUCUCACUGCCCCAAGACAUUAACAGACACCCUUUCUCCCAAUAUGCCAACACAGUCCUGAAGGAUGGAUGGUGCCAACCGCAGCGUUUCCCGCUUCAGAAGCCUUUGACUUCUCUGGACUAUGAUGAUGCCCGUACAGCUCUAGAAAUCUACAAACUGAUCCUGCGUUUCACAGGUGACUCUGAUCUGACUGGAUGGCAAGAGCAGAUGUUGGGGAACUACAUCGUGGAGAAGAGCCAAUCACAGCCCAGCAUCGGAGAUGAGAUUCUAGCUCAGCUGGUUUACCACACUUGGGACGGGGAUAAUGAGGAGAGUACCCUGCGGGGCUGGUUGCUCCUGGCCUGCUGUCUGAGUGCCUUCACACCCUCUCCAGCCUUGGAGAAACCCCUCCUUAAGUAUGUGUCUGACCGAGGUCCAGGGGAGUACCGCUCUCUGUGCCAGCACAAGCUCCUCACAUCCCUCCAGCUCCCCUCCCCUGCCUGCAGACGAUACCCUCUGAGUCAACUCGAGUGGACAGCCAAUCAGAGAAAAGGAAAGAUGGUGGUGGAGGUUAACACUUUCAAUGAGGAAAGGUUAACUGUGGAAGUGGAGUCUUGGACCUCAGGGGAACAACUGUCCUCUUGGCUUCUUAGCUACAGGGGUCUGACUGAAGCUACACGGGGCUGGUCUGUGUCUCUGCUGGCUGGGGAGGGUUGGACCGACCUGGCAGGCUGUGACUUUGUAAUGGAUCUCUUGGCUGGAGUGGAGGCUGAUGUGCCCCUGGGUCACCCACCCACUCAAACCGAUUACCUCUUUGGCAACACAGGUGACAGGAUGGCAACUACAGACCUGGAUGACUUUAUACCUCCUGCUCCCUCUAUGCAAGCCCCUGGUCUCCCACCCUUUGAAGCAUACCCAUGGGACACCUAUGAACCCUCUUCCACAUCCCAGGGAUCUCGUGGUCGACAGAUGGAUUCUUACGUUGAUGACCUUUUUGAUCCUGUGUUUGAUCAGGGUCCUGGGGACUUUGAAAGGUUGGCCAUGCUGAAUCGUAGAAUGAGAGGAGGAGGAGGCAUGAUGCCCAGCAUGUAUGCCGGAGCAGGAAUGCCAAUGAAUCCUGCCAUGGCUGGCUAUGCUGCCACACCAAUGAUGCCAAACAUAAUGCCCGCUACUAUGCCCAUGAUGCAACAAAUGCAACCCAUGCAAUCUAUGAUGAUGCCAACUGCCAUGCCACAAGCCAUACCUGCUGCAGCACCGGCUGUCAACACACAGCACAUGGAGGCUCAGCAACAGGCCUUUAUCAAUCAGCAGGCUCUGCUUUUGGCUCAGCAGAUGACCAUGCAGGCGAUGACACUGUCCCAGAAGCAGCAGCAGGAAGAGGUGCGAAAACGCGAAAAGGAGUCACAGAGACAGUCACCACGUCAGCGGCGGCGCUCUCCUCCACGUGCACGUUCACCUUCACGCUCACCCUCACCCAAACCCCGAAGCCGCCCCCAGGUAGAAAGAGCCAUCCCUCAGACCCCCAAAAAAGCCUCAGAGACCCUUCCAAAGCCCCGCAGGCCAGAGGCACAGCCUGAGACAGAGUUAGUUCACAAGGAAGAUCAAGGAUCCUUUCAAGAUAAGAGGGAUUUUUUUCUAAAGAUUGGUACGUCAGAAGCACGCCCAAAGCCUGUGUCAAAGGUUGCUAAACCACUGAUAUACGCCACUCCACCGGUGACCCAACCCAGAUCACCUCCACCGGUAAAGACUGAAGUGAAUCCACUCCCAGUACCUCCUAACAUCCAAGAACCUGAACCAGAACCAGAAUCUCCAGAACCGACAUCUCCUAAACCAGAACCUACUAGUAAAAUUAGAGAGAUCAUCAAGCAGUACCAGAGCCGGCCCUCUCCAGAACCUAAAGUCUUCGAGCCUGUCAGGGUUCCGGCCAAGCAAUUUCUAAAGAAACAUGACCCCAAAGAUGAGGCGCUGGCCAUUCUCAAAUCUCAGGGACCUGUCACUCAGCAGAAGAAACAGUGGGAAGAGAAGCCUCCUUCACCUCCUCAGCCCCCUGAGUCCCAUGGGCCUCGUGCCAUCUCUAACAAUAUGAAACAGAAGCAGCAUUCACUAGCUGAUCUCUUCGGCUCGCAGCGUUCGCAUGCUCUGCCUCGAGCUCGUGAGCCCAUCCCUCCUCCAUCUCCCAGCAUCCCCGACCCACCACUGAUGUCUCCACCUGGACCUAAUCAGUUCAACAGGAUGGAUGAGGAGGAGAGUGUUCGCUCCCAAUUGCACAGAUUCUCUGCCAGCGUUUACUUUUCCUACCCCAGUAUGCCUGGCAAACUCUUCCUGCGCAAGGAGCUGUUUUAUCCCAGGGAAAAAUUCAACCACCCAUACGUACUUAAUUUACUCUGUGAGCAGAUCAUGCGAGACACUUACUCAGAUUCUUGUCCGAGGAUUUCACGUGAAGAAAGGCGUAAAAUGAAAGACCUUUUGGCGAGCUUCCCUAUCAGAACCAGUAUCAGUUCACUAGAUGAUGCUAUGAAGAAAAGAAUUGUCAUGGCAGCAAGAGACAACUGGUCCAAUUAUUUUGCACGUCUCUUUAAUGUGAAGGUGGGGAACGGAGGAGAUGCUCAGAUUCUGGGAGUGUCGCAUAGAGGAAUCAGACUGCUGAAGGUGGCCAGAGCUUCAGGCAUAAACCCCAAACACCUCAAACUGCUCCACAGCAGCAGUUUUUCACAGGUUUUGUCAGUACAGCAGCAAGGGGCUGGAAAAGUCGUGAUCACUUUGAGUAAUGAGGAGUUGGAACUUCACUCUCAACAGGCACCACAGAUCGCUGCUGUGAUUCAUCUCUUCCUCAUGGAGCUGAUUACGAACUCAGACUAUGUGAUCGCUGUGAAGAGCUAUGUGACAGAUGACAAGAGCUUGCUGUCCUUUCACAGAGGCGACGUCAUCAAAAUCCUGAACAUGGACGGCCUCAAGGAUGGAUGGAUGUUUGGUUCCAGUGGGGGCCGUUCUGGAAUCCUUCCGGUGGAUGUCACUCAGCCUUGUGCCCCACCAGACUACCACAGCAGCAACAUGGAGCGGCAGCUUGAGCGGAAAAAGAGUAUGAGACUCACCGGCUCUUCCCUCAAUGGCCCUGUCACUAACAUGCCUGUCAAUGGCUCCGUUUCCAACACCCCUGUUACCCGCUCAGUGGCUGGCAGUGAAUACAGUGUGGAAGUGGGGUUCAUCCAGAGAUCUGAAUCAGAACGUCAGAAGUAUAUCAUGACUGAGUUUGCCAAGAAGUUCUUCACAGAUGCUAUCAACAGGUGA